Lachancea fermentati is the source of this 957-nucleotide messenger RNA. Lineage: Eukaryota; Fungi; Ascomycota; Saccharomycetes; Saccharomycetales; Saccharomycetaceae. The record is from the annotation of a GenBank genome assembly.
AUGUCUACAAAUAACGUUAAAAUUGUAUUUGGCGCUUAUCCUCUUGCGACGCUCCCUCAAGAAACAUCCAAAGAAAUUAUUGAAAUUUUAAAGAGUGCUGGUAUUAACGAGCUAGAUACGGCUAGAAUCUAUCCCAAUAGUGAAAAGAAUAUAGGGGAAUUGAACUUAGCAUCAGAAUUUUUGAUUGACACAAAAGCUGUAGGCUUCACCCCAGGUAGUCAGACAAGAGAGGGCAUUACGAAAUCUUUCACAGAAUCUCUUUCUUUGUUGGGUGUAGACAGUGUCGAGAUCUACUACCUCCAUUGUCCUGAUCCCGAAGUACCAAUUGAAGAAACUCUAGAGGCCGUCGACGUUUUUUAUAAACAAGGUAGGUUCAAGCGCUUUGGUUUGUCCAAUUUCACGCCAGAGGAUGUGCAAAAGGUGUAUGACAUUGCAGUCGAGAAGGGAUAUGCACUUCCCACUGUUUAUCAAGGCAAUUACAAUGCAGUUGCUCGUAAAAUCGAGAGUGAUCUUUUCCCCGUGCUACGAAAAUUGAACAUCGCCUUUUAUGCCUAUUCGCCUAUUGCUGGUGGCUUUCUAGCACACACACCAGAUGAAAUCACAACAGGAUCCAAAGGCCGUUUCGACAAUAACUCGCCAGUUGGUAAGCUAUAUCAGGCAUUGUACAAUCGCCCCAAGUUGAUAGAGGCUUUGGAGCGUUGGGGUUUAAUUGCUGAAAAAGCGGGCGUCACCAGUGCUGUUCUUGCGUACCGGUGGAUCACUUACCACUCGGCAUUAGAUUACGCUCGAGGCGAUGCCCUAAUUGUUGGCAGCCGCACACCGCAACAAUUGCGUGAUACGCUAAAGGCGAUCGAAGACGGUCCAUUGGACAAGAAUAUUGUGGCUGAAAUCGAUGCAGUGUGGGAGCGGGCAAAGGCCGAUGCUCCUGUCAAUAAUUAUACUUCACUAAACGAUUGA